AUGGUGUUGGUAAAACAUCUUUGCUUUUCAACCCUCCCACUUUUACUUGCUGUUUCCGGAACUAGCAUUGGGGCUUCGCAUUUCUCAAGUGAAAUCUCCCGAUCCAAGCUUAACGUCCGAGAUGAAUAUGCCUAUAUUGGCACCCGCGAUAAUGAAGUCAACCUUAGGCUGCGCGCAGAUAGUAGAGAUGGCCAAUCACUCCAACUCCGCAGGCCAAUGAGACAAGAGCGACUCGAGAAGCGAGCAGCGAAGGGUCGAGCGAAGCCUGCUGCUCCAAAGAAAGUUGCCACUCCUAAGAAGGUUGCUACUCCAAAGAAACCGGUCACUCCAAAGAAAGUUGCCACUCCUAAGAAAGUUGCUACUCCUAAGAAGGCUGCUACUCCAAAGAAAGCUGUUACUUCUAAGAAAGCUGCUGCUUCGAAGAAGGCUACUCCUAAGAAGGUCACUACUCCUAAGAAAGCUGCUGCUUCGAAGAAGGCUACUCCUAAGAAGGUCACUACUCCUAAGAAAGCCGCUGGAAUCAAGAAGAUCACCAUUCCAAAGAAGGCUGCUACUCCAAAGAAAGUUGCUCCAAAGAAAGCUACUGGUCUCAAGAAGCCUAUCGGUUCCAAGAAGGCGGCAGGUCAUAAAGCUGCUUCUCCAAAGAAGCUCGCGGUAAAGACUCAUGCCAAGAAAGUCGGUCCGAAGAAGGCUGCCGGUCACAAGAAGGCUACCGGCCACAAGGCUGCCGGCCACAAGAAGGCUACCGCUCCCAAGAAAGUCGCUAACCCUAAGAAGACUGUAGCUUCUAAGGGUACAGGCCGAGGGAAAGCUGCAGCAAAGAAGGCUUCAACUAAGACCGGCACUAAAAAGUCCAAUGUCAAGAAGACUCCAUCCAGGAAGGUCGGCACCAAGAAGUCUGCUGCUAAGGGUGUUGGCAAAAAUUCUGGAAACAAACAUUCCGGGAAGAAGUUGCCUGGAAAGAAGACGCCUGGAAAGAAGACGCCUGGAAAGAAGACGCCUGGAAAGAAGACGCCUGGAAAGAAGACGCCUGGAAAGAAGACGCCUGGAAAGAAGACACCUGGAAAGGAGCAUCCCGGAAAAAAGAGUUCUAUCAAAGCCAAUGGCGCUAAGAACCCUUCUGCUAAGAAGACUCCUGCUGGGAGUACUUCCAAGUCGGUCGAUUCCACCAAACCUAAGCCGGCCACUCAGCACUGUAAGCGAGGCCCGGGUGAGGAGGGGGAGAGCUGCAAGACGCCUGGGAUAAUCGGGUCCACGUUUCAAAAGACCAAGACUGGCUUUGGGAAGCUCUUGCGAAAGGACAAACCCAAAAUAGAUAAGGCCACGAUUGGAAAGCCAAAGUUGGAGCCCGCCCCUGGGACGCAGACAGGCCAACAGAGUGGCCAACAGAGUGGCCAACAGAGUGGUCAGCAAAGCGGCCAGCAGAGCGGACAACAAAGUCUAGAAAGCAAGAAAAGAGUAGUAGACAAGUCCGAGAUUAGCAAGCCACAGCCUGACAAAGGAUCAUCAGCAGACUUUAUGCAGAUAUACAACAAACCCCAAGAGGGGCAGACAGGCGAACGAAGUGGCCAGCAGAGGCAGUCGCACGGAUCAUCAGGUCAAGAGACAAGCGGAUCAAUACCCCUUAUGAUCAAAGGCUCGUCUUCAGGGCAGCCGGGUGAGCAGAGGGGGUCACAGAAAUCGACGAGCCAGGAAACAAGCGGCUCGAUACCAAUCAUGAAGGCAGACUCGCCUGUAGAUCAGACGAACCGGUUAACAACGGGCUCAUCGUCAACCGAUAGUGGGCCGAUAUAUUUGGAAGAUCAUUUAGGGAAUAAGGUGAAUUGA
This is a messenger RNA of Clonostachys byssicola, 1827 nucleotides long. NCBI's taxonomy places the organism in Eukaryota, Fungi, Ascomycota, Sordariomycetes, Hypocreales, Bionectriaceae. The record is from the annotation of a GenBank genome assembly.